GGGGUGGGGGAAAUUGGGGGGAAAAAAACAGCGCGCGGAACCCGGCCAGGGUUGCCCGGCCCCGCCACAAUGGCCUCGGGGGUGGAAGUGCUGCGCUUCCAGCUGCCCGGCCACGAGGCCGCCACGCUGCGGAACAUGAACCAGCUCCGCGCGGAGGAGCGGUUCUGCGACGUGACCAUUGUGGCCGACAGCCUCAAGUUCCGCGGCCACAAGGUCAUCCUAGCCGCCUGCUCCCCGUUCCUCCGGGACCAGUUCCUGCUGAACCCCAGCUCCGAGCUGCAGGUCUCGCUGAUGCACAGCGCCCGCAUCGUGGCCGACCUGCUCCUCUCCUGCUACACCGGCGCCCUCGAAUUCGCCGUCAGGGACAUCGUCAACUACCUGACGGCCGCCUCCUACCUGCAGAUGGAGCACGUGGUCGAGAAAUGCCGGAACGCCCUCAGCCAGUUCAUUGAGCCCAAGAUAGGCCUCAAGGAGGACGGGGUCAGCGAGGCGAGCCUGGUGAGCAGUGUCAGCGCCACCAAGUCCCUCCUGCCUCCGGCCAGGACCCCAAAGCCAGCCCCCAAGCCCCCGCCCCCACCUCCUCUGCCCCCUCCGCUCCUGCGGCCCGUGAAGCUGGAAUUCCCGCUGGACGAGGACCUGGAGCUGAAGGCCGAGGAGGAGGACGAGGACGAGGACGAGGACGUGUCCGACAUCUGCAUUGUCAAGGUGGAGUCGGCCCUGGAGGUGGCGCACCGGCUCAAGCCCUCUGGAAGCCUGGGCGGAGGUCUGGGGAUUGGGGGCUCCGUGAGCAGCCACCUUGGGGAGCUGGCCCAGAGCAGCGCGCCGCCUAGCUCCGUGGCCUCCCCGCAGGGCGUGGUGAAAGCUUGCUACAGCCUGUCGGAGGACGCGGAAGGGGAGGGCCUGCUGCUGAUCCCCGGGGGCCGGGCCAGUGUGGGGGCCACCUCUGGCCUGGUGGAAGCGGCAGCGGUGGCCAUGGCUGCCCGGGGGGCGGGGGGCAGCCUGGGGGCAGGGGGCAGCCGGGGACCCCUGCCCGGGGGCUUCUCGAGCGGAAACCCCUUAAAGAACAUCAAGUGCACCAAGUGCCCGGAAGUGUUCCAGGGCGUGGAGAAGCUGGUCUUCCACAUGCGGGCGCAGCACUUCAUCUUCAUGUGCCCGCGCUGCGGCAAGCAGUUCAACCACAGCAGCAACCUCAACCGCCACAUGAACGUGCACCGCGGCGUGAAGUCGCACUCGUGCGGCAUCUGCGGCAAGUGCUUCACGCAGAAGUCCACCCUGCACGACCACCUCAACCUGCACUCGGGGGCGCGGCCCUACCGCUGCUCCUACUGCGACGUGCGCUUCGCCCACAAGCCCGCCAUCAGGCGGCACCUCAAGGAGCAGCACGGCAAGACCACAGCCGAGAACGUGCUGGAGGCCAGCGUGGCCGAGAUCAACGUCCUCAUCCGCUAGCGCCGUGGGCGUGGGGGCCGCGAGGCUGGGGCCCUGGGCUGGGUGGGCAGGGGGCACCUUAGCCCAGGGGAGCUGGGGGUGGGUGGAGCCAGGGACAGGGUUCUUGGAGAAGGCCGAGGGGACGUGGGGUCCCAGAGACAGAUUUUCUUCCCUUCGAGGUGCAUGGAUUAUGCGGAGGGAGGGGCAGGGGUCCCGUAGAGUAAGGAAAGGCAGAGACUGGACAAUUGCAUUCCUGGCUGUCGCUGCCCAGGAGAAGGCUCUGACAUUUCUUGAGGUAGGGAGUGUGGGUGGGUGGGAACGGGAGGGAAUUGGCAGGAGGCGGCAUAGGUGCUCCUGCUUAGAAUAGAUCCUGGGGAGAGGGAAUGGUAGGGGGGAAGGAUGAUUGAAUCCCAGAAGAGGAAGUGGGAGACAGUUCUUGCAUGCUGGGGAACCGGGACUGUGGGUACGAGGCUCGCCAAGGCGUGAGGGAGGCAAAGCCAGGUGCCGGUCAGAGAACGCGGGGUGAGCUGCCUGGGUAGAUGUUGGGAACUAGGGGUUCACUAGCGAGAACCAGGGAUAGUGGAGGGGUGGGGGGUAGGGCACUUAGGAAAAAAGGACACAGAGGGCCGUUGCGGGGGGGAGGGAGAGGAGUAGAGACGUAUACAGUAUUUUUUAAGAAAACGUAUUUUUUAGGAUUUUUUCUGGAG
Lepus europaeus (European hare) is the source of this 2135-nucleotide messenger RNA. RefSeq names its product zinc finger and BTB domain containing 12 (gene ZBTB12). The transcript has 2 exons. The coding region runs from base 70 to 1449 and encodes 459 amino acids. Gene Ontology annotation, molecular function: RNA polymerase II cis-regulatory region sequence-specific DNA binding; protein binding; DNA-binding transcription factor activity, RNA polymerase II-specific. The record is from RefSeq and is a predicted model, not a curated record. Gene Ontology annotation, biological process: regulation of transcription by RNA polymerase II. NCBI's taxonomy places the organism in Eukaryota, Metazoa, Chordata, Mammalia, Lagomorpha, Leporidae.